Messenger RNA from Platichthys flesus (European flounder), 6505 nucleotides. RefSeq names its product TLE family member 2, transcriptional corepressor b (gene tle2b). NCBI's taxonomy places the organism in Eukaryota, Metazoa, Chordata, Actinopteri, Pleuronectiformes, Pleuronectidae. The transcript is spliced from 20 exons. Gene Ontology annotation, molecular function: protein binding; transcription corepressor activity. Gene Ontology annotation, cellular component: nucleus; transcription regulator complex. The coding region runs from base 866 to 3175 and encodes 769 amino acids. Gene Ontology annotation, biological process: negative regulation of canonical Wnt signaling pathway; regulation of DNA-templated transcription. The record is from RefSeq and is a predicted model, not a curated record.
AGCCCGCUGGAUCCUCCACUGACCUGCUGUUCUUUCCUGCUUUCCUCCCCUCCUGCGUUAUUUCCCUCCACAUUUAGAUUAAAAACAAAGCUCUCUCUCUCUCUCUCUCUCUCUCUCUCUCUCUCUCUCUCUCUCUCUCUCUCUCUCUCUCUCUCUCCCUUCACCCCUCCCUCCUUCUUUUUCUUCUUCUUCUUCAUCUUCUUCUUCUUCCCCUCCUUCCUCUUCUGUUUUCUGCGGCAGUAGUCAACGUUGAGGGCUUCGGCGCAUCAGAGGAGGAGGCGGCAGACACUGUUCGGACGCGUGUGUUUAUGUUUGUGUGUUUUGCCAUUGGACGGCCGGGCGAAGGGGGGCACGCGGAGCAGGAGAGAGGAAGAGGAGGGAGGAAGAGGGAGGACUUGCCUGGAUGACAUUAUCUGUGUCGUGUCAUUAAGUGUGGACCUUGCCUGAUCACAGGGUGAGGAAAGAGGGAGAGACACUGAGAGGAAGACGAGGAGGAGGAGGAGGACAAACUGAGACUUUGGUUUCACCGGGAAAAGAAGAAGCAGCAGCAGCAGCAGGAGGAGGAGGAGGAGGAGGAGGAAGAGGAGGAGGAGGUAAAGUCUGGCGGUCUGUUUAAUCAUGACAGUGUUGGAGAAGCCUACCGACGGACUGAGAGCUCUCUAGCUGUGUGUCAACAGAGAUUCACAUCUGAGGACAAUACGAAUACAAAGACUGUGGAAGAGGGACGACUGCCGUGUCCAGCUGAGGACUUACUGAUAGAGAGCGUGUGUGUCAGACUGUGUAACCAGUGGAGGGCGGAGGAGUGGAGGGCCAGGGGACUAACCUGGCCAUCAAACGGACUGGCAGCCUCUCCUCUCCUGGGAUCAUGUACCCUCAGGGCAGGCAUCCGGUACCCUUGCAGCCUGGCCAGUCUUUCAAGUUCACAGUCCUGGAAACUCUGGACCGAAUCAAGGAGGAAUUCCAGUUCCUCCAGGCCCAGUAUCACAGCCUGAAGCUGGAGUGUGAGAAGCUGGCCAGUGAGAAGACGGAGAUGCAGAGGCACUACAUCAUGUACUAUGAGAUGUCCUACGGUCUCAACAUUGAGAUGCACAAGCAGGCGGAGAUUGUCAAGCGUCUCAGUGCCAUCUGUGCUCAGAUCAUCCCCUUCCUCUCUCAAGAGCACCAGCAACAAGUGGUCCAAGCAGUGGAGAGAGCCAAGCAGGUCACCAUGGCAGAACUCAACGCCAUUAUCGGGCAGCAGCAGCUCCAGCACCUGUCUCACCACGCCCCCGGCAUUCCCCUGACACCACACCCGUCGGGCCUGUCCCUGGGCGCGGGAGGAUCAGGGCUCCUGGCGCUGACCGGGGCCCUGGGGGUCUCAGCCCACCUUGCAUCCAAAGAUGAGCGCAACCACCUCGACGCUGAACAUCUUCGAGAGGGAGCACCCAGCAGGAGUAAGUCGGUGUCAUCAACAGACAGUCAGCCCACUGAGGAGCGGCAGGGCCCGUCAGGAGGCUACUCCUCCUCACAGGGAGGAGCUGAGGCCAAGCGGAGGCGCUGUGAUGACAAAGAGCCUCUCCCACCACACUCCUAUGACAGUGAUGGGGACAAAAGUGAAGACAAUCUUGUGGUGGACGUCUCCAAUGAGGAGCCCAACUCUCCUCCAGGCACCCCUCCUCACUCCCCACACGGGAACGGUUUAGACCGGGCCCCCACCUUAAGGAAAGAGCUGCCGGGCUGCUCGAGCACAGGAGAGGCCCCCUCCACCCCGAAUCCCCGCAGCCCCACCCCAGGCAAGGCCAAGGACCUUUCACAGAUGGAUAAGUCCCAGUCUCCAUUGUCUAAGUCUGGCACCCCGUCCCCUUCCCACCGCGAGGCCCUUACCCCAGGAACCCCUGGAGCUCCUGGUCCCAGCACCUCCUGCCUUCGUCUGGUCAGCAAAGCAGCCACCAGUGCAGACCCCCUCGCUCUCCGCAGUCCCAUGUCUUUGCCCCCCGGUUCAUACCCAGCUCAUUUUGGCGUGGUGUCCCACGCAGGACUGAAUGGGGAGCUGGCCAGCCCAGGAGGUUUCGGCGGGGCUCUAACUCUGUCCCCACAAAUCAGUGCGGCAGCCAGUGCCUACUCCCGAAGCCCCAUGGUGGCGUAUGAGUCUCGAUCUCACCUUAGAGCACCAGGGCUGUCCUCUUCUCUGCCUGGUUCCUCUGGAGGAAAGCCCGCCUACUCGUUCCAUGUGAGCGCAGACGGCCAGAUGCAGCCGGUGCCCUUUCCCCCCGACGCCUUGCUGGGCCCGGGAAUCCCUCGCCACGCGCGUCAGAUCCACACCCUGAACCACGGGGAGGUGGUGUGCGCCGUCACCAUCAGCACCUCGACACGACACGUCUACACUGGAGGGAAGGGCUGCGUCAAGGUGUGGGACAUCAGCCAGCCGGGCAGCAAGAGCCCCAUGGCCCAGCUGGACUGUCUGAACAGGGACAACUACAUCCGCUCCUGUAAAAUCCUCCCCGACGGCCGAACCCUGAUCGUCGGCGGGGAGGCCAGCACGCUGUCCAUCUGGGAUUUGGCCACGCCCACCCCCCGCAUCAAGGCGGAGCUGACGUCGUCCGCCCCCGCCUGCUACGCCCUGGCCAUCUCCCCCGACAACAAGGUCUGCUUCUCCUGCUGCAGCGACGGCAACAUCGUCGUCUGGGACCUUCACAACCAGACGCUGGUCAGGCAGUUCCAGGGCCACACAGACGGAGCGAGCUGCAUCGACAUCUCCAAUGACGGCACCAAGCUGUGGACGGGGGGGCUGGACAACACCGUGCGCUGCUGGGACCUCCGAGAGGGACGGCAGCUGCAGCAGCAUGACUUCACCUCGCAGAUCUUCUCUCUGGGCUACUGUCCGACAGGCGAGUGGCUGGCUGUGGGAAUGGAGAGCAGCAACGUGGAAGUCCUGCACGUCUCCAAACCUGACAAGUACCAGCUGCACCUCCACGAGAGCUGCGUCCUCUCCCUCAAGUUUGCCUCCUGCGGCAAGUGGUUCGUGAGCACAGGAAAAGACAAUCUGUUGAAUGCAUGGAGGACACCAUAUGGAGCUAGUAUUUUCCAGUCCAAGGAGUCCUCUUCUGUUCUGAGCUGCGACGUCUCCCCGGACGAUAAGUACAUAGUGACGGGCUCCGGGGACAAGAAGGCCACGGUGUACGAGGUGGUGUACUGAGGGCCGGGACGACAUGGGGAGGGGCAGGACGGAGACUUGGGGGGGUGAUCGAGAAGAUGCACCCAGUUGCCAACUGCUACCAAUCUUCAUUACAUCGACAGCAGCAGCGGCACCUCUGUCUCAGUCCUCUUGAGUCAUUCUGACCCUCACCCCUAAUACAUCUCCCCUCUCCCCCUUUGUGCUGUGAUAUAAGCUACUGUAGAAGCUCCCUAAUGCCCCCUCCCCUCGUCCGCCUUCCACUUUGAGCCCAAGGAUGAGGCAUGAUAGUGUACAGAGAGAGAGAGAGAGAGAGAGAGAGAGAGAGAGAGAGGAGAAACAGCAAGAUAAGAAGGACAAAGGAAAAGAGCAGUGGAGCAUAAAGAUAAGGUCGGGAGGAGAAAGGAGGGAAAGAUGAGAAGAAAGCGAGAGUGCGGAAGGAAGAGGGAAUAAAUGGGAGGAAGAGGAGGACAAAAAGAAGAAGGAGGAGGAGGGGGGAGGCAGGCUAAUUAGGGCUGUUUCCAGAUUAAGAGCUCCGUGGAAGGGAGGCCCCAAGAGGAGGCGCGGAGGGGCACUGUGGGAGCGCCAGCCAGGAGCACUGAUACCACACAAUCGAUUCAUUAGCCAGACAGUGGAAGCCUUAAUGAGGCUGACGCCGCAGCUCGCUCUCCGCAGCGAGAGGUGUCAGGAGCUGGGGAACGAUGACGCUCGGAGAUGGAGGGGGCCGCUUCAGAUAUCCACACACAUGACACAUAGGCCCUGUUCACAAUACACACACGAACACACACACGCUUGGGUACAUCCCCUUGAGGUAACGGUAGGAAGAGAGAAACACACACACACAACACACAGAGCACCCAAUUAAACAUUCAUUGCCGCGCUCCCCGUCUCACUGCUUAAUAUCUAUUUUAUUUCUGUCUGACAAAGGCAGCGUCUUAAUGAGCAGCCGAGUCAAUGGGAUCCUCCCGGGGCCCCGAGACACAAACAGGGAACAUCAGCCGAGCUGUUCCCUCUAAUUCCUCCGGAUUGUUCUCCUGACACCGGGCACCGCUCUCACUCUCAUUACAGGCACUGUCGGCCCGGUGACGUAGCACCGCGCGGCAACUUCACUGUCAGGCAAACAAGAGGGCAAAUUAACACCACCCUGCCGCGCUGUCAUCAGCAGCCAACUACGCCGCGACUAAUCCGACUCCUUUCAAACCGCACGCAACACGUGGCUGCUUCUAUUCACCGAUGAGAUCACAUGUUUGGUGGAGUCGUUAUCCGCGUCACCGCCUGUCUGAUGAGGAGCCAGUGCUCAAAGGCCUCUGGACAAAUAUUUGAUAAGCUGUUGAUCGAUGUGAGUUGAAAUGCUCAACACCUUAAAGGAAACAUUGCGUUAAAUAUUCUUCACGGCUUUCUUGCUGCUAUUGAGAUGAGCAGACUGACACCACUCUCGUGUGUGUUCCUAGAAUGAAGCCACUGCUAGCGGCCUGCUCUCUUAGCUUAGCAUAAGGACUGAGAAGCAGGUAGCUUAGUGCUAACUGAGCAAUCAACCAUCCCAGCACCUCAACGAUCAAUAACUAAAACAAAUACAAAAGUGUCAAAUUUAACAAAUCACCCACUUUUUUUUGAUCAGGCCCAGUUGCCUGGCAACCACAUCCCUAACCACAGACUGUAAAUAAAGAUGGACGACACGUCUCCAUUUCCUCCUGUUGUACAAAGAUUUUGCCAAAACAUCUCAGAUAUGGGUACGGCCAUCUUGUCCUUUUGACGUCAGAGUCUCUAAAGAAGCAAGAUCCACUCUAUGUAUGCAUUCGACCAAUCGUGUGUCAGUCUCAGCUGUCAAUCAUGACUUUGACCAUGAUUUUUAAGCAUAAAAUAUAAAAUUAUAAAGAAAAUAAUCAGUAAAAGCGACCACUUGAACCAGUUUCAUAAGAACUACCUAAAAUGACAGUUUGAGUUUGGUCCAGGCCCAAUAAGCUAACAUGGAGGAGGCAGGGUCAUAUUAACUAUACAGCUGCCAGCCAGGAGGGGGCGAACAGGGGGGUGUGGCUUCACUUUUGGGGGAGCUGUCAUGUCGUCCUUCUUUAUAAAAAAAACUUCUAAACUUCUGGAUAGAACCAAUUCCAAUCUGUGUGCUGAGGAACGUCAGCUGCUGGCUUCUUACUUACAGACAUGAGAGAGGUCUCAGUCGUCUCAUCUAACUCGAUGCAACAAAGCCAAUGAGCAUAUUUCCCAAAGCGCCACUUUUUUUCUCUCCACCUUUUUCUUACUUUUGAAUGUUCCUUGUAUCAAACUCUAAACUGGCAGGCGAACAGUAAAUCAGAGCUCUGCUUCUUUAGAACAUCCGUCACCAGUGUGCAGACAGCUUUUUUAAUAACUUGUUUAUUUCAGUAUUUUUUAUGAAUCGCUCGUCCUAUGUAACGUUAUGUUUAUGUAUUGGGGGGGUUGCCUAGGACUGCGUUUGGGUUCGGGGAAGAGGGGGACCCACUCACACACUCACACAUGGAAACAUACAACAACAAAAAAAUCUGUUUCUUUUUUUUUAAAUCAGUGUAUUUUUAUCCUCGGUGAUUGUGCCAGACAGAAGAUUAACAACAUCAGCGAGAGAAAAAAAACAAUCCCCCAUUCGGGAGAAACGUUCCUCUGUGUACUGUUUGUUGUUUUUGUUUUCUUUCCCCUUUUUUCAGAAGUGGUAGUGAACGUACUGUUUUCAGUCCUGACUGUGUGAUUAUACCACGUUUCUGUUGCGUCUGUGGUCAUCGGCUACGACACGAUGACGCGGAAUUAGCCAUCGCUGAGGUCCCACUUGUUACUGCAUGCGUGUUGCACUGCAAGUCCAACUCAGCCAGAUAGAACCAGAUUCAUCCGCUCAUUUCAUUCCACAGGUACAGUGUACAUCCUCCGUUUGACAGAAGGAGGAAUCGUAAUCUUACAUCUCAGUAUGCAAUUUAGUGAAGCUGUAAAAAAGCAGGACAUAAUCACGAGGGACUUCUGCUUUACCAGCGAGGAGCAGAGAUCAUGUGUACAGUUAGACGCCUCCGCCCGACUCUUUCCCGUCCUGUCAGCCACAGGCGAGACCUCAACUACUCUCAUACACAAGCUUGUAUACUCCUCAGAAUGAUGCUGUAUAAUGGCUAUGCAUUUGGUGGUAUAGCGUGAAUAUUUUGGACAUUGUAUUUGAUACUCUUCUUUAACCGUCACUAAUGUCUCUCUCUCUCCACUGCCUCUGCUUUCUGUUCCAACAACUCACGUUUAGUUCCUCUAAUUUUUUUUAAUGCACUGUGUCAUCCCUCCUGAUACAUUUCCUCAUGUGCUGUACAAGAAAAAACUAUGUGUGACAAAUAAACCAAUCUUGUGUUCAUCCUUUCA